AUGGAAGAAAAGGAGCCGAGACUGCGCGCACUUUUCCACGCCUGUGAUAUUAACCGUUCCGGUCAGAUCGAGUAUGAGGAGUUUUUCACAGUCUGCCGGGAGCUACAAGUACACGAGUCCCACAUCGACACGAUCUUCCACAAACUAGACUCAAACAGGGACGGCUGCAUCAACUUCCACGAAUUCACCGAAGGCUUUCACGAAGUUUCCAAGAUGAGCAACUUGGGAGCUGUGGGUGCUGCCCCGGACUGGGAUGAGUUCCAGCAAAGACUGGGGACGAAGCUAAAAUUUCUUAAAAGAUCUGCACAAGUUGCUGCCCUUUACGAGAACCUGACAACAACAGAACCCAGGCUGAUUCUCCAGUUUGAAUCUGUGAUCAUGAACUUCAUUCGAGAUUCCAUGUUGCAAAAUGCAGAAUUGGAAAAACUAGCCCAGAGUGUGAAAAGGACACAGGAUGAGGCUGCACAACAAGUGACUGAGCUCGAGGAGGAUAUAGAUCAGCGAAUAAAGGCUGCAGUCCAGGCUUGCCAAAAAGAGGAACAAAGAAAAGCUGAGUUUGCUUUCACUAACCUAAAACAUCAAUAUGAUAGUAAUGUAAAUGAACUCCAGCUAACAGUCGCAAAACUGAAAAAGUUAGAAGAACAAUACAGAUCAUUUAGUCCAAAGGAGGAGACUGUUGCAUUGAAAAGAAAAAUAAAUGAUUUUACUUUGGAAAAUGAUAAACUGAGGAAAGAACUACUUGAAGCUCAGACAAACAUAAUGCUGCUGCAAAGCGAAAUAGAUACUUUGAAAAGUGACUAUGCAGAUCAAAGUUUGAAUUUAGAACGGAAUCAUGAAAUGGUCAGAGGGUAUACGGAUGAUAGGGACAGCCUAACACAUCAGAUUGAAAUGCUUCAGUCAGCUAACAGAAAGCUACAUGAUAGCAAUGAUGGUUUACGAUCGGCCCUGGAAAACAGUUUCAGCAAAUAUAAAACGUCUUUGCAUGCAACAAGUUCCUCACCAGGAAGUGUCAUGUUUAGAAGUAGCCCAAAGCAUUCUGGAUACCAGAGUCCUCAGACUUUACCAUAUGAUAGGUCAUCCAGAUCUUCUUACUUAGAUGAAGACAUGGAGUCACUUGCUGUAUGUGACCCAAUGCGCAGAGCAAGUUGUGAAGUUGAAAGCUUAACUGAAAGCUGUUUUGACAGUGGCAUGUCCACAAUGAGAGAUUCAAAUGAAUAUGAUUCUGAGGGUGAAUUCAAACAUCACAGACAUUUUGAAAGAACACAUUGUGCGCAAGAAGCCUUUGGAGAAGAUGCUUCUGACACUGAUGUGCUCGACAUGCAGGAUGAGAUGGCUUUUAGCCAGGACAGUACAAACACUGUUUUGGACUGGAAACCCUCGCAAGCAGUGAGUCGGAGCAAUUCUGGAGUCUCCUCUUCACGGCGCUGUAUCUCUGCAUUUUCACCACAGCCUACUAGCACAGCUGGGAACUUCAAAUAUCCUCAGUCAGAAAAGACUUUCAAGAUAGUGCUUGCUGGGGAUGCAGCUGUGGGCAAAUCAAGCUUUCUGCUACGACUCUGCAAGAAUGAGUUUCGUGGGAACACCAGUGCCACUUUAGGAGUUGAUUUUCAGAUGAAAACUUUAAUUGUUGAUGGAGAACGAACAGUGUUGCAGUUAUGGGACACUGCAGGUCAAGAGAGAUUUCGGAGUAUUGCCAAAUCCUAUUUUAGACGUGCCGAUGGUGUUUUAUUGCUGUAUGAUAUCACGUGUGAAAAGAGUUUCCUCAAUGUCCGAGAAUGGGUUGACAUGAUUGAGGAUUCAACCAGUGAGAAUAUUCCUAUUAUGUUGGUGGGGAACAAGGCAGAUCUAAGAAACAGAGCAUCUCAAGAAGUACAGAAAUCAGUCCCCACAAGCUAUGGGGAGAAACUGGCCAUGACAUACAAUGCGCUAUUUUGUGAAACAAGUGCCAAAGAUGGCUCAAAUAUUAUUGAAGCAGUGCUUCACCUUGCUCGGGAAGUGAGGAAAAGACUGGAUGAAGAAACAGACGAGGAUUCUGUAACUAGUUUAUCCAGCACACACUUGAACAAAAAGUUGGCCAUGAAAAAUUGCUGUACUACAUAAUUAUGAAGAAUAAUCAUUGGAUUGACCUGUUCUGCAUUUUUGCAUACAUCUUAUGAUCAAGACACAUUGUU
Molecule: messenger RNA, 2171 nt
Organism: Hemiscyllium ocellatum (epaulette shark)
Lineage: Eukaryota; Metazoa; Chordata; Chondrichthyes; Orectolobiformes; Hemiscylliidae
Gene: rasef
Product: RAS and EF-hand domain containing
Exons: 18
Coding region: 1-2100 (699 amino acids)
Molecular function (GO): GTP binding; GTPase activity; calcium ion binding
Source: RefSeq, a predicted model, not a curated record